This is a messenger RNA of Formica exsecta, 2955 nucleotides long. RefSeq names its product ubiquitin conjugation factor E4 B-like. Gene Ontology annotation, biological process: protein polyubiquitination. NCBI's taxonomy places the organism in Eukaryota, Metazoa, Arthropoda, Insecta, Hymenoptera, Formicidae. The record is from RefSeq and is a predicted model, not a curated record. Gene Ontology annotation, molecular function: ubiquitin-ubiquitin ligase activity. Gene Ontology annotation, cellular component: nucleus; ubiquitin ligase complex; cytoplasm.
UGCAUGUUUUCGAGAGGGGAGGAUCCUUUGAUAGACGUGUCAUCUGGCCGUGAAGACAAUCCGAAUAGUCAAGCGAGUCUUUUGUUAAUUUCUGUGAGGUAUCCUGUAUCUCGUCAAUUUUGGACAACACCAUUAUUAGGCGACAGUUCAUUAGAACCGAAAAGUUUUACUUAUUUAUUAGAUUGUUAUUCAAGAAUUGCAAUUGAAGAAAGAAAUCAUGAAAAGCAAUCCAGUGUACUUCUCUCCAAUACUCUUUCCGAUGUAGUGACAAUUUUGAAAGCGCAAUGUGUUCAGUAUAGUUCCAGCCUCGUUCUACAAGGGUUAAUUGGCAUUUGCCAAGCUGCUAUCGUACCUCAUUGGACCAUUCAUUUUUUCUAUCGGAUAUUAUCGCAAAACUUACCUCUGGGCUAUCUUCGCGAGCUCGUGGCUAGGACAUACACGAAUAUGAACAUGUUCGAUAACAUUUUCACUCCAACAACUGUACAACUGUAUGUCGCGAUACAGGCGGCGAGCUUUUACGGCAAUACGCAAAGAAGACCGAUCGAGACGCUAGGCGAACUGACGCAGUGGACCAGUGGACCAAACAGCAAUAUACAUUCGAUUUGCCGUUUGAUAACGAUGACAUCAGCAGCCGGAAGAGAGCUCUCGAGAACCUCACUCCUGGGACCGUUUCUCUCGGCAUUGGUAUUUGCCGAAGUGCAACCAAAACAUCUGGAGAGAUUCUUCUAUAAAACUCCUAGAAAUUCGAACAGUUUGAAGACUUUCGUGCUGCAGCUAGGGUUGGUGGAGAGUACCAGAAUAUCUUUGCACAAGAUGUUCGAUACAAUACUCGCGAAUAGCAGCUGCCGCGAUGCCACUCUUGCGUACUUGGCGGCGUUGCUACGUCACAACGAGAAACGCGCGCAAAUACAGACGGAGGACAGUCCCUCCUUUGCCGGAGAUGGAUUUAUGUUGAAUCUACUAUCGAUUUUGCAAAUGCUCUCUGUGAAGAUCAAGCUGGAUACUGUAGACUCGCUAUAUCCAUUUCAUCCCUUCAAUUUCGUCGAGAUAAAGAACGACACAAGACUGAAACUCACUUCGCAAGAGGUUGCGGAAUGGCAGAAACAUUUGGACAGCACACAUAAAUGGACGGAACCGAAGUUUCCGACACAAUGUUGGUUCCUCACGCUGCAUUGUCAUCACAUCGUACUGUUACCCGCGUUGCAAAACUAUUGGAGAAAAUUGUAUGACUCAGAGGACUUACAAGAAAUGCUCGACGAACUGCAAGCUACAGAAUCUCAAUGGAAAGAUGGUCCUUUAGCGGAGCACAAUAAAGACUUGAUCCAACAAUGGAAGCAACAGUUGAAGCAACUGGUUACAUUCAAAUUAUGUGCAGAGAUAGGAUGGUCUCUGAUAGAGCCCAUCUUUUUGAGAAGAUGCUUAGGCUUUUAUAUAUCGGUCGCCGAAUUUUUGCUGAGUCUUCUAACGCAGACUGCUCUGAAUAAUUCUUUUCCCGAACUUCCGUUGCCUCAAGAAGUUAUGUGCAAAUUCACCGCAUUACCAGAAUGGUAUGUGGAAGACUUAGUGGAAUUCUUGUUAUUCACAUUCGAAUUCAACCCGUUCGGGUCAUUCUACCCGUGGUUUGAUAUAGAUAUAUCGCCGCUUUUUACUUUGUUACUCGUCGUCGUGUGUACGCCACAUUGUAUACGAAAUCCGCAUCUUAUUGCAAAAAUCAUCAAGGUUCUUUAUAAGGUUCAGGUAGGAGUUUUUACACGAGGAACAGAAACUUUUGGCCACAUAUUCAUGGCACAUCCUAUAUCCAAGACAUUUCUGGCGUCGUAUCUCAUGAAGUUUUAUACCGACGUUGAAAUCCUUCACAUUAGUUCCGGAUUUAAGGAUAAGUUUACGAUAUGUUAUCACAUAAGUGUGAUUUUAAAUUCGUUGUGGCAUAGCCCGAUGCAUCGAGCGUCUAUCGUCAAUGAGAGUAAUAACGGCAAGCACUUUGUCAAGUUUAUCAACAUAUUGAUGAACGACAUCACCUUCCUGCUCAAGAAGGUUCUGGAACAUCUGAAGUAUAUACUCGAGGUGGAGGAAUUUAUGUCCGAUAUUAUCGCGUGGAAUGCUAUUUCGCAGGAGCAACAACAAUCGAGAACGAGACAGCUGGCGGCGGACGAGGCCCAAGCCAGAUUCUCUCUUACAUUAACCAAGGAAAUAGUUGCCAUGUUUCAUUAUUUAACAGUCGACAUUAAGGAACCGUUUCUACGACCGGAAUUAGUCGGACAAUUGUGUGCCAUGUUGAAUAUCAAUUUGCAACAGUUGUGCGGAUCUAAGUCUGAAAAUUUGACAGUGAAAAAACUGGAAAAAUACGGAUGGCAACCGAAGAAGUUAUUCAGUCAAUUGAUUGAUAUAUAUUUACAUCUUGACUGUGAUAAUUUUGCGGCUGCUUUAGCCAAUGAUGAACAUUUGUUUUAUAACGAGUUAUUCACUGACGCUGCGAAUGAAUUAAAGACAUCAGCCAAAACUACGACGGAAAUUGAGAGUUUCGUAGCUCUCGCUGAGCGUGCGGCGGUAAUCGUAAGAGACAAUCGCGCGCGUGACGACGCUCCUAAGGAAUUUCGGGAUCCAUUGAUGGACACUCUUAUGGAGGAUCCAGUCAAGCUACCGUCUGGUAUUGUUGUGGACAAAGCAGUUAUCAUUAGACAUUUACUCAACAGUGUCACGGAUUCUUUCAAUCGGCACCCGCUUAGAGAAGAUAUGCUUGUGCCAAUGCCCGAUUUGAAAGAAAGAAUAUCAAUAUGGAAACAACAAAAGAAACAGUGCUAAAGUGACAAGAAUUAUGCACAUAAAAAAAAAUAUAUAGGAAAGGAAAGAAAAAGGAAGAAAAAGAUAAGCAUUAUAAAUACCUAUAUAUAUACGUAUGUAUGUAUGUAUCUAUGUAAAAUAAUGUAACACAAUAAACAUACAGCAAUAUAUUAU